Prunus armeniaca (apricot) is the source of this 327-nucleotide messenger RNA. NCBI's taxonomy places the organism in Eukaryota, Viridiplantae, Streptophyta, Magnoliopsida, Rosales, Rosaceae. The record is from the annotation of a GenBank genome assembly.
AUGAUGACCCCGACACCGACACCGAAUUUGUCUAUGAUUCAUACCCAGAUCCCUACUUCGACUCCGACCCUGACUCAAGCUCAAAUCCCGAUCUUGAUUCCUACUAAACCUGUAUCAUAUACAUCUUCCGCUGCACAGAUUAUGACUUCCCGACUAACAACCCGACACAUUUGUGGUGAUCCGAGACACACUCGUGCGACUUGUUUUAAAUUGCAUGGCUACCUCGAAUGGUGGGCUACUCUCAAAGGUCGAACAAAACGCGAUGCGACCAGUAAUGGUACUGGUUUUGGAUUUCAUACUUCGGAUAAGAUUGAUUCCAGGAGUUAG